Messenger RNA from Hydatigera taeniaeformis, 1293 nucleotides. The record is from the annotation of a GenBank genome assembly. NCBI's taxonomy places the organism in Eukaryota, Metazoa, Platyhelminthes, Cestoda, Cyclophyllidea, Taeniidae.
AUGCCAUGUUGGUAUUACGAAAAGGAGGACUUUCUCCGAACUCCCUCUGUCUUAGAUGGAGUUGAUCAACAGACGGAAAAUCGCUAUCGUCGUGAGGGUGCCCGCUUCAUACUCGACCUAAGCACUCGUCUCCACCUUCGCUACGACACAUGGGCCACGGCCAUUGUUUUCUUUCAUCGAUUUUACAUGUGUCACUCCUUUAAAGCCUUUCCUCGUCAUGUUACCGCCGCUUGUUGCUUGAUGUUGGCUGGAAAAGUUGAAGAGACUCCAAAGAAAUGCCGAGAUAUAAUUCGGACGGCUCGUGAACUUUUAUCGCCUGAAUUGUUUGCUACAUUUGGGAACGAUCCCAGGGAGGAAGUAAUGAUGUACGAGAGAGUCCUUCUCAAGACCAUUAAAUUUGAUCUCCAAGUCACUCAUCCUUAUAGUUUUCUCUUACAAUACGCAAAGCGCCUAAAGGGCUCUCAGGAGAAGAUUAAGGAGAUAGUGCAGAUGGCGUGGUCCUUCAUUAACGACAGUUUAGAGACGACCCUGUGCCUUCAGUGGGAGCCUGAGAUUGUGGCCUGCGCCGUGCUCUACUUGGCUACGCGAAUGAAGUCAUGGCCCGUCACCGACUGGCAUGGACGCCGGUCUGGCCAACCCUGGUGGGAGUGCUUCGUGGAGGGCAUGACUGUGGAGGUAAUGGAAGACAUUUGUCAUCGUAUUCUCGACAUUUACUCCGAUGGUAAUAAACCUAGCUCCACUGAGACAGUUGCAAAAUCUGAUCCACCACCGCAGACUGGCUCCAAAAGGCGUAGCCACUGCGCCCCAUCCCCACCUCCUCCUCCUCCUCCACCGCCACCACCGCCACCUCAGCCCUUAAAAAAACCACUAGAAGCAAUUCCGCUUCAGUCAUCCAAUAACAAUGCCACGAUGGCAACAACUACCACCUCUGGUUUAGUAUGGAAUCAAACAGUGCCGAGAUACGGGCAUGGAAUACUGCCAACAGCCUUUCCACAACCAUUUGUGGGAGUGGGUUCUGCGUCCACGACAAUUGUCGGAGCUCCUCCUCCCCCGCCACCACCAGCGAUCCCGUUAGCACCACCGCUACCACCGCCACCACCACCUCUUCCUACUGUGCUAGCUGGACAGGCUCCACCCCCACCUCCACCACCACCGCCGCCUGGGGGGCCUUGGCUGCCCCCACCUCUCAUGAGUGUAGUGGUCCCCCCACCCUCCGCUGCUGCUGCCGCUGCAGCCGCAGCCUUUGUUGCGACUCCAAGCAGCUUUCCGCCACAUGCUCCACUUGCUCCCUGA